AUGAGUUCCAACGGAAGAGUUGCACAACAGAUCCGUGAACUCCAAAGACAAAAACGCUUCAAUGGUGGGGCGCUUCCGAAAAAUUUGCUAGGAGGUGUUGAAAUUCCUGAAGAUGCAUUUGACAACACUGAUAUUCCUCGCCGAAUGGCCUUGAACGCAUCCAAAAAGUCCGAUUCAGAUCUACACACUGCUCAGAACUCCGUGAGAAACUUAUUGACAGAGGGCCCGGAAGGCUGCUGUACAUAUAAGAACAACGAAUUCCUCAUUCAAGAAACGCUAAACGGUUUCGACCUUCGCCAAUCUGUUCAUGCUAUCAGGCAACUUAAGAAGCUCCUUGAAGGCCCAGAAGACAGAGAAUUUAUCAUGGAGGAGUUGAAUUUCCUACCAGAUAACGAUUCAACAUACAAGAUGCAGAUUGAGUGGGAAGAGAUACUCUGUUGCCGUUUCCCAACGCACCAACUAAGAAGGCAUGGCUGGAGUAAUUUUAAAAAUGCUAUGGCAGAUUUGAAUCUAGCCCGGGAAAAGUACGAAGUGUAUAAGGUGAAGUUGGCCUAUGCACGGCGUGACACGAAAGUUGGUGAUCCAUCCAAAGCUUUGAACCCAGAAGAGGCCAAGGAGUAUUCAUGGAUCAUGGAAAAACGAGAAUCUUGUGUGCUCGUCGCACUUGCAUCUAUUUUUGUCGGCAAUGCUGAAGCAAUAGACUCCACAGUCCACUUCCCGGGGGUGAAAAACACCGAACUAUUAGACUUCUUGGUAUCAGCUAUUUCGCAAGGGAGUAUUGAAUCAUGCGAGGUGGAGGACGUUAUAGAAAGUAUUCACAAUGUCGUUCUCCCGUGGAUUUUCACUUACGAUCAAACCGAUUUUCGGUUCAUAAAGUCCGAUAUCACUCGUGAAAACUAUAUGUGGAGCAAGAGAACUCUUUAA
Candidozyma duobushaemuli is the source of this 924-nucleotide messenger RNA. RefSeq lists its product as uncharacterized. The record is from RefSeq and is a predicted model, not a curated record. The transcript is spliced from 3 exons. Bases 1 to 924 code for a protein of 307 amino acids. Lineage: Eukaryota; Fungi; Ascomycota; Pichiomycetes; Serinales; Metschnikowiaceae.